AAAGAAUUUGUAGAGGCACAGCCACAGGAGGAACUAGAAUGUAUUGCAAAGCAACUGGAUUCCAGUGGAGAUGCUGAAGUUCAAAUCGACGGCAAAGCCUUCACGUUAACCAAAGACCUUGCUGUCUUUGAACGGAAGAAAGAGAAGGCACAGAAAGCUGAAUUGCUGGAAGCACCAGCACCUUCAAGUAGUCCUACUACUUGCUGAGCCGUUUUUCUGUGUGAUAUAAGCAUGUAUGUGGUAUAUUUUUUGAUAGUAUAUAUUAAUGUGUAUAUAUAUAAAUAUAUAUGCCUACAUCAUGUGUUUUUGUAUUGAAAACCCUCCAGCUUAGCAAGAAGCUGUCUGAGAUGGAGAGAUAAGCUGGUCUAAUCAGCUCAAGUCAUCUUUGGGAUCAUAGGGAACUUUGUCAAGCUCAAGAUAACUACUCCGAAGCUAUAUAAAAGGGAAAAGGAUCAGAACAAAGAGCCAAUGAAAAACCAAAGAAUUGGCACACGUCUGAAAGGUCACUGUGAACGCCUUCACUCCGGGUGUCAUCGAGCCUUCCUUUGGAAUCGACCGCAUUUUCUCCAUGCUACUAGAGCAUGUCUACAGUGCUCGGCCGAAGGAAGACCAAGAUGACAAGCAGACACGGGGUGUUUUGUCUUUUGCUGCUGCCUCUGCACCAUACAAGUGUGUAAUUCUGCCUCUGGAUCAGCGAAUUGCCCGCGACAAGCGGUAUCUUCGGAUGCUUGAUUCCUUCCAGAGAGAACUUUGUGAACAGGGCCUGUCCUUCACCAGUGAUGAGAGCAAUGCCACCAUUGGCAGAAGGUAUGCUCGUAAUGAUGAGUUGGGCGUGCCUUUUGCGGUCACGUUUGACUUUGAAACGAUGGAGGACAGCAGCGUGACCCUUCGAGAACGCGACACCAUGUGGCAGAUCCGACUGCAGCUGUCGCUUCUGGGAGAGCUUUUGCGGUGCCUUUGCAAGGGCAGCGAGUCCUGGCAAUCCGCCUUUCAACGCUUUCCCCACAAAAAGACAAGCAACGAAGAGUUUCGGAAAGACUAGGCUGGAGGCAGUGGAUUUGCUGUUGAAGCACAGAUUUGCGUCCUCAGACUGUCGGCAGCUGGCUGCGGCUGGAGUGCUGGAGAGGGAA
Messenger RNA from Durusdinium trenchii, 1130 nucleotides. Lineage: Eukaryota; Dinophyceae; Suessiales; Symbiodiniaceae. The record is from the annotation of a GenBank genome assembly.